CUACUUUACCCACUGAAUCGCUGACAUUUCGCACCACCCCUAACCUCAAUUUAGUCAAUUUAUCAAAAUCAAUUUCUUUAUUAAUUAACAAUGAACCAAGCCGAUGUGUCUAAAUUAGUGUCGCAACUCCGAAUAAAAGUAAAUCCACGAUUGAGAAAAUUCCGUUCGCCGGGGGGCCCCGAAGCCCGUUUGGACAAACUCCGAAAGACAGUCACAGCUUUAAUAAAACAUGAGCGAAUUGAACUCAAUUACCCGCGCGCGGACGAGUCUCGAAUGUACGCAGAACGGCUCAUAUCUGACGCUAUCAGAUACGGAGACUGCCACAAAGAGACAAUGGAAAUGGCCGAUUAUUGGCUCGUUGAAAAGCAAUUAGUCCACAAAUUAUUCAAAGUCCUCGUUCCCAGAUUCGCCAACUACAACACGUGUUACACGAGAAUGUAUAGGGCCCCCACUUUGUAUCCAGAAACCAGGGGCAAAGCCCUUUUGGAGCUCAAAGGCAACCCGUACCCCUCCCUCCUUCCAGAGAAUCACACAAACAGGAAUUUGAUCCACAAUGUGCUGCUGGACGAGGCCAAAAAGGCCUACAGGACGCGGAAAUAUGCCGAAAUUGCCGCCAAUAUCGAAAAUCUCACUGAGGAGAGUAGAAAGUAAAUAAAAAUUGUAAUAAAUUAAAUAAAAAUUAGUCUAAUCAA
Tribolium madens (black flour beetle) is the source of this 692-nucleotide messenger RNA. It is a transcript of the gene mRpL17, whose product is annotated as 39S ribosomal protein L17, mitochondrial. The transcript has 2 exons. Gene Ontology annotation, biological process: translation. Gene Ontology annotation, molecular function: structural constituent of ribosome. Lineage: Eukaryota; Metazoa; Arthropoda; Insecta; Coleoptera; Tenebrionidae. The coding region runs from base 91 to 651 and encodes 186 amino acids. The record is from RefSeq and is a predicted model, not a curated record. Gene Ontology annotation, cellular component: ribosome; mitochondrial large ribosomal subunit.